Messenger RNA from Vicia villosa (hairy vetch), 1863 nucleotides. Its product is annotated as glucan endo-1,3-beta-glucosidase 5-like. The transcript has 2 exons. The coding region runs from base 200 to 1660 and encodes 486 amino acids. NCBI's taxonomy places the organism in Eukaryota, Viridiplantae, Streptophyta, Magnoliopsida, Fabales, Fabaceae. Gene Ontology annotation, biological process: carbohydrate metabolic process. The record is from RefSeq and is a predicted model, not a curated record. Gene Ontology annotation, molecular function: hydrolase activity, hydrolyzing O-glycosyl compounds. Gene Ontology annotation, cellular component: plasma membrane.
GAGUAUUUCACCAUUAACCAAACCUCGUUGCACUCGAUGACACACUCCAUUCUCUAUAUAUCUAAACUUCAACUUUACUCAACUCAAUUCUCUUUGUGACACUGACAUCACAACACUUUUUGUUUCUGUUUUUCUUCUAACUCAACCACUGAAACAUAUCUCAAACUCUUAAAAUCCCACAACCAUUUCACUUUCACCUAUGUUACAACCUAGUUUCACUGAUGUCUUUUCCCUCUUGUUUCUAUGUUGGGUUUUGGUUCCUAUGGCAGAAUCUGCCAUAGGUGUAAACUGGGGUACACUUUCUUCACACAGGUUGAAACCCUCUACAGUGGUUGAUCUUUUGAGAGACAACAGGAUCUCAAAAGUUAAGCUUUUUGAAGCUGAUCCUGAUGUGCUUAAAGCAUUGAUGGGGAGUGGCAUUCAGGUUAUGGUUGGUAUACCUAAUGAAAUGUUGUCUCUUUUGGGUUCUUCUUCUGUUGCUGCUGAUUAUUGGGUUCGGCAGAAUGUUUCUGCUUAUAUCACUAAAGGGGGUGCAGAUAUCAGGUAUGUUGCGGUAGGAAAUGAACCCUUUCUUACGAGUUAUAACGGUCAAUUUGUGAACCUUGUCAUGCCUGCGGUAACCAAUAUACAACAGUCUUUAGUUAAAGCCAAUCUUGCUGGUUAUGUGAAGAUAGUUGUUCCUUGCAAUGCAGAUGCGUACGAGUCCUCGGGAGGACUUCCUUCCCAAGGGGCGUUUCGUUCUGAACUGACUCAAAUCAUGACUCAACUUGUUCAGUUCCUUAACUCAAACGGUUCUCCAUUUGUUGUUAAUAUCUACCCGUUUCUUAGCCUUUACGAUAAUGGAGAUUUCCCUCAAGAUUACGCGUUCUUUCAGGGAACUAGUCAUGCUGUAACAGAUGGUUCUAAUGUGUACACCAACGCGUUUGAUGGAAACUAUGACACUCUAGUUGCUGCGCUCGGUAAACUCGGAUACAAUCAGAUGCCUAUAGUUAUUGGUGAAAUCGGUUGGCCUUCGGAUGGAGCAGUUGGUGCAAAUAUCACUGCUGCUAGGGUUUUCAACCAAGGCCUUGUCUAUCACAUUGCGAGUAACAAAGGGACCCCUUUGAGGCCAAACGCUCCUCCUAUGGACGUUUAUCUUUUCGGACUGCUUGACGAAGGAGCAAAAAGUACUCUUCCAGGAAACUUUGAAAGACACUGGGGGAUAUUCUCAUUUGACGGGCAAGCCAAGUAUUCAUUAAACCUCGGACUUGGAAACAAGGAAUUGAGAAAUGCGAGAAAUGUUGAGUAUCUUCCAUCUAGAUGGUGUGUGGCGAAACCCUCGAGUGAUCUGACGAACGUAGUAAACCAUAUGAAAAUUGCUUGUAGUGUUGCAGAUUGCACGACACUUAACUAUGGAGGUUCGUGUAAUGAAAUUGGCGAGAAGGGUAAUAUAUCAUACGCUUUUAACAGUUACUAUCAGCUUAGAAUGCAAGAUUCACAAAGCUGUGAAUUUGACGGGCUUGGUAUGGUUACUUUCCUAGACCCCUCUGUUGGUGAUUGUCAUUUUCUUGUCGGAGUUAUCGAUAAAGGCUUGAAUUCAUCUGCAUCUCAAACAACCUAUCAGUGGCGGGUUCUAGUAUUAUUUCUAACUUUACAUUGGAUUUUUUUGCUUUCGAUGUGAUUUAGAUGUUUCAUUAGCGGGUUUUUCAUUGUCCCCUCUUAUGAGACUGCCAGAACUAGAAUAGCUACUAUAGUAUUUAAGCUUAGAUUAUUCAAAAGAUUCAUGGUUUGUAGCCCAGAAUAUGAUCAUUAUUAAGUCAUUGUAUCAUAUUAGAGACGACUGUAUAAACACUAUUACACAUAUUUAUUUCAUGUUCGUUGUCA